This is a messenger RNA of Clupea harengus (Atlantic herring), 853 nucleotides long. Its product is annotated as nuclear factor 7, brain-like. Bases 188 to 853 code for a protein of 221 amino acids. Gene Ontology annotation, molecular function: zinc ion binding; protein binding. The transcript is spliced from 5 exons. The record is from RefSeq and is a predicted model, not a curated record. NCBI's taxonomy places the organism in Eukaryota, Metazoa, Chordata, Actinopteri, Clupeiformes, Clupeidae.
UGACACAUCGUCCUGACGGAGCAUAUGCUAUCUAUAUGAGAAAGGAUCAUAAACAGGAAACAGUGGCUGUGCUUUUGUCUCGUUAAUAUCAGUGAAUUUUCUAGUUCAGGCUGACCCGAGUUUUUAGUCAAUUAAAAGUGAAAGCAAAGACUGUCAGGCAUAACUGCAACUGCAACUACCAGACAAAAUGGCAUCCAAGUCCUUUUCAGAAGAGGAUUUCUCCUGUCCUGUGUGCUACAAUAUCUACAAGGAUCCUGUUCUUCUGACCUGUACUCACAGCAUCUGUAACACCUGCCUGCAGCAGUUCUGGGAAACCAAAGGGUCCAGGGAAUGUCCAAUCUGCAGGACAAGUUGCUCAAAAGAAAAGUAUCCUCUCAACCUGAAACUAAAGAACCUGUGUGAGACUUUCCAACAGGAGAGAAUUCAGGGAGAAGCAUUCUGCAGUCUGCACCGUUCUGAACUCAAGCUUUUCUGUGAAGAUGACAAACAGCUUGUGUGUUUGGUGUGUCGAGACUCAAAACUCCACAAGAACCACAACUUCAGCCCUAUCAGUGAAGCAGCACUUGAGCGUAAGGAAGAACUGAAGAUCAAACUGGAGCCCUUACAGAAGAAGCUGGACAACUUUAAACAAGUUAAAACAACCAGUGAUAAAACUGCCCAACACAUAAGAGUCCAGGCCCAACACACAGAGAGGCAGAUCAAGGAGGAGUUUGAGAAGCUUCACCAUCCUUGCCUGAGUCGUUUCUGUAAAAGAAGCAAUGAUGCUGCAGCCGGUGUCCCCAGCCAAUCAGAGUCUCAACAUCUCUCCAGCAGGUGUGGAGGCGGAGCAGAUAUUCUCAUCAUUGACUUCUAG